AUGUCAGCCAACCAGCAGGUUUCCUCCAAGCCCGGAGCAGUUGGUGACGUUCAGCAACAAAACACUGGUGUUCAACCCACUAAUAUACAACAACCUCCCAUAGAUGAGGAGAGAAUGUUCCACUUAGUCCAUGAUCUAUCCGUACCGGAAUUAUCCGAACAAGCGUUAGCUGAACUAUCUCGUCACAGGGAAAACUACUCCGACCUAGCUCUUGUUAUAUGGCAUAGCUACGGGACUAUGACAACGCUACUGCACGAAAUAAUUUCCGUUUAUCAAUACUUACACCCCCCAACAUUGACAGCCAUUGCCUCAACCAAAGUCUGCAAUUCCCUAGCUCUACUCCAAUGCGUGGCAUCACACCCGCAGACUAGAAGGCCAUUUUUGAAUGCCCAAAUACCACUAUUUCUCUAUCCUUUUCUAAACAUAGCAUCAAAAAGUAGGCCAUUGGAGUAUCUACGCCUAACUUGUUUGGGUGUUAUUGGAGCACUGGUUAAGACUGAUGAUCCCGUGGCAAUGGGGUUUUUACUUGACACAGAGAUUAUUCCAUUGUGUUUGAGAAUUAUGGAAACGGGGUCGGAUAUUUCCAAAACAGUUGCAAUUUUUAUUGUCCAAAAGAUCCUUUUAGAUGAUAGAGGAUUGAAUUAUGUCUGCGAAACUGCAAAUAGAUUCUAUACCGUUGCUUCCGUAUUAUCUACUAUGGUUAAUGCGUCAGUUGAGGCCCCAUCGAGGCGACUUUUAAAACAUAUAACUCGCUGUUAUCUCAGGUUAACCGAUAAUCCGAGAGCUAAAGAUGCGCUCAGUAAAUGUUUACCCCCGGUACUACGCAAAAUCGACCCUGCGUUUUAUCCGUGUAUCAAAGAGGAACCGGCAUUGAAAAAAUGGCUGCUCCAGUUAAUUUGUAACACCGAACCGGCAAAUAAUCAGGGAAUUGGAAAUCUGCGGCCUAAUAUUUCUCAGGCCCCAAAGCAACAACUGAAGAAUCAGUUCCAAAUGCCUAAUCAUGCUCAGAUGCAGCCUGGUAUUCAACAAUUUAACCCAUCUACUCAAGUUAUUGGACACCAAAUUCCACCAUCGCAACACCGAGCCUCCCCAAAUUUCACCCAAGUUUCGCCAAAUUUCACCCCCGGGGCUUUGGCAAAAACUCCAGCGUCAGAUGCUCGACAGUAA
Molecule: messenger RNA, 1167 nt
Organism: Babesia microti strain RI
Lineage: Eukaryota; Apicomplexa; Aconoidasida; Piroplasmida; Babesiidae
Product: CCR4-NOT transcription complex subunit 9
Exons: 6
Coding region: 1-1167 (388 amino acids)
Biological process (GO): mRNA catabolic process; negative regulation of translation
Cellular component (GO): CCR4-NOT core complex; P-body; CCR4-NOT complex
Source: RefSeq, a predicted model, not a curated record